ACGGGUCGGGUCGGGCCGGUCCAACCCGGCCCAACCCGAAUAAUAAAAUAUUUUUUUUUUAAAAAAAAAAAGCGGCGGGUCCAAACCCGGCAGCGGGUCCAAACCCGGCAGCGGGCCAAUCGGUCCCGGCCCGGCCCGGCCCGCCGGGACAAAAAAACCGUGACCCUUAACCGGACCGGAUUGGCCGCGGUCCGGUUCUAUAAACCGGCACUAUUCAUGCUGUCAACGAUCGGCCGCGCGCAAGCCCCACGUCUCUCAGCAUGGUCGUGCGUGCUCGGCCACCACUUCGCGUGGCUACACCCAGCCAGGGUCGGCUUUUGGUCCAAGGUUCCACAAGGAAUUUACAAUUUAAGACAAUCCAAGAAAAAGGAAUUGGUUUCACCAAAUUCGAUAAUUUUGGGUUCAACAAAACAGUCUUUAUAUCAGGAAUUUCACAAUAUUCAAAAGUUUAAGGGUUUCGGAAACAGCAAGGUGCAAGUCCGAGUUCCAAAUCCACUUCCUUUCCAAACGACACAUAAUGUUGCAAUACUUGUACACAACAAAAACAAGUCGAAGCCCGAAAGAAAACUCCAACGGCCAUCGGGGUAUGGCCACUCAGAAACAAAAAUGAAAAAAAAACCUCGGGCGGCUCACGCUCUGCAUCAGUUCGGGUCCUUAGGCGGACUUCAGAGACUUCUCGGUUUGCCAAGGGGCGGGGCUCAUGAGUGCAGCGAGGUUCACAGGACUGCUGCUCGCGACGGUCAGGUGCUCAUGGACGGGAUGCCGGAAAAAGAUCACGGAAGGACCGCGGGGACAGGUGUUUCACCAGAAGUGACCUCCAAGUGGCUGUGGAGGACUGCUGGUUUGCGGUGGUCGCUCACGAGGUCUCGGCGGAGGAGCAGUGACUUGCGGUCGACGAAAAAUGACCUGCUGGGGUGUUGCACACGAUCGGGGAUGACCUGCUCGUCGCAGUGGGAGGGAGCCUGUGUGCCGGAGGAAAUCGCCGGCGGCUUCUGCGCGCGGAGGAGAUGCUC
Molecule: messenger RNA, 1013 nt
Organism: Striga hermonthica
Lineage: Eukaryota; Viridiplantae; Streptophyta; Magnoliopsida; Lamiales; Orobanchaceae
Source: the annotation of a GenBank genome assembly